Molecule: messenger RNA, 945 nt
Organism: Psilocybe cubensis
Lineage: Eukaryota; Fungi; Basidiomycota; Agaricomycetes; Agaricales; Agrocybaceae
Exons: 8
Coding region: 1-945 (314 amino acids)
Source: RefSeq, a predicted model, not a curated record
AUGUCGAAUUCAAAACAAUUAGAAAUCCUGAGAGCUUUCCGGGAGAGCCUGUAUGCAGAAGGCAUCUUACACAACGGGGACAGCAUAGGGUCAGACGAUGAAACCCUACUCCGAUUUCUGAGAGCACGCAAAUUUGAUUUAGCCCAUUCGAAAAAGAUGUUUAGAGAAUGUCAAAACUGGCGGAAGACCGUAGGCAGCGUUGGAGUAGACGAGCUUUACAAGAGAACAGAUCCCUUUGAUUAUCCUGAACGUGAGGCAGUAUUUGAAUGUUGGCCACUAUGGUUCCACAAGACCGACAAACAAGGACGCCCUCUGAAUGUUCACGUAUUCGGCGGCAUGGACCUUACAAAGCUAUAUAAAGUGUGCACACCAGAGAGACACUGGGAAACCAUGAUCGUUAAUGCCGAAUGUCUCACCAGGGAAAUCCUCCCUGCUUCGUCGAGAGCUGCAGGAAAACCGAUUGGAACGACAUUUGUGAUAGUUGAUUUGAAAGGAUUUGGGAUAGGUGCAUUUUGGCAGAUGAAAUCCUUGGUGAGAAGUUCCUUCCAAAUGUCGCAAGACUAUUAUCCAGAAACUAUGGGCCAGUUGGCCAUCAUCAAUGCUCCUUCUUCAUUCACGAUUAUAUGGAAUGCGAUAAAGCCUUGGUUAUCCAAAGAAACUGCGCAGAAAGUCGACGUGCUUGGAAGCGACUAUAAAGAUGUCCUUUUGGACCUAAUAUAUGCGGAGAAUUUGCCUGACUUUCUGGGAGGCACUUGCAAAUGUGCAGAGGAAGGAGGAUGCGCGUUGAGUGGAGCGGGUCCAUGGCAAGAAGGAAGGGUGGGGUGGGGUCCGAAAGCCAAAGCAAAGGAGAAAGUUGUUAAGGCGCGUAACGAUGACGGAUUUUCGGAAAAAUUGACACCAUUGGUAGUAAAUAACGGUCCCUUGCCAGUACUCGAAGAAUUUUGA